Molecule: messenger RNA, 2094 nt
Organism: Myiozetetes cayanensis
Lineage: Eukaryota; Metazoa; Chordata; Aves; Passeriformes; Tyrannidae
Product: endonuclease domain-containing 1 protein-like
Molecular function (GO): nucleic acid binding; metal ion binding; hydrolase activity
Source: RefSeq, a predicted model, not a curated record
CCUGAAGGAUCAGCCAACUGUUUCUCCAGGGAGAAGAGGCAAGGAGCGGCUCAGCUGCCUUUUCUGACACUCUGCUUCAAGGGAAGCAAGAGCCCUUCACCUGAAAUCCUCCCACGAUGCUGCGGUUGCUGCUGCUGCAGGUCUGGGCGAGCUGCCUCUGGCUGGGACACGGCGAGGUGGUGCAGUCCCUUUCAAAUAUAUGUGAUCAGUUUUUCUACCAGAAAAUGAUCGCAACAAAUGGCCUCCUGCCAGAGAACUCGGCCUGGAUCUGCCAGACCUUCCAAAACCAGCGUUUCUUUGCCACCUUGUAUGACAAACAGAAUCGUAUUCCUGUGUACUCUGCUUACAUCUACAACCCUGUAAGUGCAAAGAGAGUUACACCAGAAUGGAUGGUGGAGCCCCAGCUGAUCCGUGACAAUUUGCCCGACGAUAUGGAAACAGAGAAGACCCUCAGAGAAACUUACUCAGUCAGCCAAGAUGACAUCAGCGAUAGCCAGGCUGUCUACCAAGACUACCUGCACCUUAACAAUUUGGACCGUGGCCAUUUGAGCCCUGCUGCCCAUCACAACACCCAGGACGGCAGGAACGCGACCUUCACCUUCACCAACAUAGUGCCCCAGGACACUGCACUCAACAACGGCGCCUGGAACCUCUAUGAGCAGAAAACAAUGGCCAAGAAAAGCAAGGACUGUCAAACCACCUAUGCCAUUGUGGGGGCUGUGCCUGGGACCUCCUACAUCUCCCAAAACAGGGUUAAUGUACCCAGCCACAUCUGGGCCAGUGCCUGCUGCAAGACCAAAAACAACACCAUGAUUGCUUGGGGAGCCAUUGCCCAGAACAACCAGAACAACGUCCGGGUCCUCAAGCUGGGGGCACUGGAGCAAAUGUUGGCCCAGCUGUAUACCAGGGGAGCGGUUUCUCUGUUCCAUGAGGACUGUCCCCGUACAUAAGCCUCACAUCCCAGGUUGGGGGCUUUUCCCACAUGUCACAGAGUCACAGAAUGCUGUAAUUGGAAGGGAUCUCAAAGAUCAUCCAGUUCCAAACCCCCACUGCAAAAUGGCAGGGACACCUUCCACUAGACCAGCUUGCUCACAGCCAUGUCCAACCUGGCCUUCAACACUUCCAGGGAUGGGGUAGCCACAGCUUCUCUGGGCAACCUUUGCCAGGGCCUCACCACUCUCAUGAGGAAGAAUUUCUUACUAAUACGUAGUCUGACCCUGCCUUCUGUCAGUUUAAAUCCCCUUCUCCGGUAAGUCCAUGCCCUUGUUCAAAGUCCCCCUCCAAAACUCACGGAGACCCAUUAGGUAAUGGAAUGGGAUCCAUAUUCUCCUCGGGGCGGAGCCUUUUCCAGCUGAACAGUCACAACUCUGUCACCCUGUCUCCAGAGCAGAGGUGCUCCAGCUCUCAGAGCACCUCUGUGGCCUCCUCUGGACUCCACUCCAACAGGUUUGUGUCCUUCUCUUGUUGUGAGCCCAUUGCAAAGGAAAUCAGAGCUUCUCACUGAGACCACAAGGGCCUUGUUUGCCUUUUGCUCCAUGCCCACAUACAGGUCUUAGUUCCUUCCUCUCCUCAUCAGCUGUCCCUGAGAGUGUGCUGCUGACUCAUCCCUCACCUCCUGAGGAAGGCUGUGGGACUAGGGUGGCUCAGGUUGCCCACCUCAGGUGUUGUGGAGUCUCCAUUGCUGGAGAGGCUCAAACCCCAAGUGGACCUGAUCGUGGACAACCUGCUCUAGCUGACCCUGCUUGAGCAGGGUCUGGACUAGGAGAUCUUGAGAGGUCCCUCCAAACCUCAACAGUUCAGUGAUUCUGUGAUCCUGGGACGAGGUUUUGUUUGCUUGCUUUUAAAACCCGCAAAUUGUAGAAGCUAUGAAGAUAGGCAGGCUCAGACAUCGGAUAUAGAGGAAGCCUUGACCAGUCAGAGAUAAAUUUCUGCAAUAAACUGCUUGGAUAACUUCAUUCUCUGCUCUGCUUCUGAAACCUUUUCUGCAGAUUUAUGGCUAAAUGAUUUUGUGACAUGUAUUCAGUGGAGUCAUUCUAAUCAAUGCAUUCAGUGUGUCAAUCCAAAGGUCAGUGUGUGCCAGAUCCUGUAGUUCCU